Pecten maximus is the source of this 3264-nucleotide messenger RNA. RefSeq names its product potassium voltage-gated channel subfamily KQT member 1-like. The transcript is spliced from 16 exons. Gene Ontology annotation, biological process: potassium ion transport; transmembrane transport. Gene Ontology annotation, cellular component: membrane; voltage-gated potassium channel complex. Gene Ontology annotation, molecular function: voltage-gated potassium channel activity. Bases 934 to 2712 code for a protein of 592 amino acids. The record is from RefSeq and is a predicted model, not a curated record. Lineage: Eukaryota; Metazoa; Mollusca; Bivalvia; Pectinida; Pectinidae.
UGGAUGUCUGGUAGUGUUAGCAGGGUGGUGGAUUUAGGUCUGCAAAAUUUAUCUACAUGAUUCAGAGUGUGACAAAGUAAAGAUAUUCAGGCUCAUCAUGCAUUUGCUGCAUUGUACGAAGUAGAUAGAUGAGUCAAUGGAGAUGCUUGCUGUCUAUGUAAUGUGAGGUAUUGUCACAAGGGAACAUGUGUCCACAUGGAACUGAUUGAUCAGUGAAGGUUGGACCGCAAUACUCGUUUACAGUGUGCUGUGUUUACUAGUGUUAACGCUGGCAUAGGUUGGGGACGUCAGAUUCAGCAUCAGAUUCCAGGAUUUCAUGAUUAGAGAAGGGCCAGCUUAUGUUCAGUAAAGUACAGAGGAAUGACAACCUGAAUCUUUGAUCUUCACCAGAAAUGUCCAGCACAUGACGAAAAGGAAUUCUGGUACUGUAGCUGACUCGGCCAGUCUGUCUCUUGUUUGAGGAAGCAUGUUUUCUGUUAGAUAAAUGCUGACUUAAUUGUAUGUUAUAUAGAUGCUGAUUAAUUGGAUAGGGACUUUUGUGUUAAUUGGGUGGAAUAUCACCAUCUCGUUACUGUGAAUUGGUAUUCAUACUGUAUGAAUAGGUGACACCGGGUGAUUUCAUGAAAAGAACUGGUGUACUUCCUAUGAAGCAUUAAGGUAGACAAAUGGAAAUUACUCAGUGAUGCUGAAGGAUACAGGUGUGGUGGAAGGCUCGAAUUGUUUUUCAUCAUAAACUUGUUUUAUAUUGUGAUACUGAUAGGACAGAAUGGCUGAUAAAAGGCCGUAAUUUGCCCAUUGCUUGUCAAUAAAGAUCAACUGUCGGAUCAUCAGCCAGAGGUCUCCAAUACACUCUGGUAGUUGAAAACAAGAAAAGAACAACGAUGACUUGAAGGUCAACAGGGAACUACAAUCAAGAUUCACUAAAAUCAAGAUAUGGAUCAGAGUGAAGGAGAUGAGACGAGGAAGUGUUUCAUUCCAAAAGUUGAAAUGCGCACAGGAUUAUUUCGUGGCAGUAAAAACAAGAGUAACUCCUACACUGUUCCCAAUGCCUAUACCGAUACCCAAGGCUCAACUAUACCAAAUUACAAUGCUACAUACUUAGAUCCCAAGACAACAUACCAGACGUAUGAGAAAGGUGACAUACGUUCCACCAUUCCCCUGUACGGACAUGCCCGCAGUAGUGUACAGGCUCAGCUUUAUAACUUCCUUGAGAGACCCACCGGCUGGAAGUGCUUCAUCUAUCAUUUUACUGUGUUCAUGAUGGUCCUCAUCUGCCUUAUCUUCAGUGUCUUAUCCACUAUUGAUCAGUACUCUGGCUUUGCUAUGGAAACACUUUACUAUAUGGAAAUUGUUUUGGUUAGUUUCUUUGGUGUAGAAUAUGCUGUGCGGCUUUGGUCAGCUGGAUGUCGUAGUAAAUACAUGGGAUUAAAGGGUAGAAUUAAGUUUGCCAGGAAACCUAUAUCUAUAAUAGAUCUUAUAGUGGUAGUAGCUUCAAUAGGCGUGUUUAGUGUGGGUUCCGAGGGACAAGUUUUUGCUACCUCAGCUAUACGGGGGGUGCGGUUUUUACAGAUUUUACGAAUGUUACAUGUAGAUAGACAAGGUGGCACGUGGAGACUGUUAGGGUCUGUCAUAUAUUUACACCGACAGGAGUUAAUUACAACAUUGUACAUUGGAUUUCUGGGCCUUAUAUUUUCCUCCUACUUUGUAUAUCUCGCGGAAAGAGAUGAAAGCCGAGAUGACUUUUCCAGCUAUGCAGAUGCUCUUUGGUGGGGUGUUAUAACUGUGAUGACUAUAGGUUAUGGUGACAAGGUACCACAGACGUGGAUGGGUAAAAUUGUUGCUUCCUGUUUUGCUGUUUUCGCUAUAUCCUUCUUUGCUCUCCCUGCUGGUAUUUUGGGAUCAGGGUUUGCCCUGAAGGUACAACAGAAACAACGACAGAAACAUUUCAACCGACAGAUCCCAGCAGCAGCAACACUUAUACAGUGUGUUUGGAGAUGCUAUGCUGCGGACCCAACAUCAAACUCUGAAGCAACCUGGAAAAUUCAUAUCCAUGACUCGUCCAAUGAGGAGACUAUGCUAGCCCGCAUGGCCAGACGUGCCAGCCUCACAUUACGCAAGCGACGGUCAUCGCGCAUGGACUCCAUUUCCAUUGGUAAUCACAUCCACAGGGAGAGCCUCACCAGUUUCUACCAGGAAGACAAAAUUGGGACUCCUCGCAGUCACAGACGGGACAGUUCACGUCCUACCGUUAUGGCCAACCAUCCUAGUGUUGGAAGUAAUGACCAGUACGAGGACGCAAUAGAAUAUGACCUAGACGAUGUGGAGAAAGUUGUGCAAUUAACAGAUGCUCACAAAACAGCUAUACGGGUACUGCGAAAAAUUAAAUACUUUGUUGCCAGACGAAAGUUUCAGCAAGCAAGGAAACCAUAUGAUGUUCGAGAUGUUAUUGAGCAAUAUUCUCAAGGUCAUCUUAAUAUGAUGGUCAGAAUCAAAGAGUUACAACGAAGGUUAGACCAGACACUAGGCAAGCCAGGGACGCUAUACUCCAACUGUUACAAAGAUAGGGAAAGGAUGACAAUUGGUGCUAGAAUUGUCCGCAUGGAGACACAGAUGCAGAAAACGGACCAGAAGCUAGACCAGGUGAUAUUUCUUCUUAACACCUGGCUUAAGUCGAAACCAGUGAAUACAGACGCGUUAGAGGAUGAAGUAUGAUUAGUUAAGUGUAGCAAAUUAUUUACUGCGUUUCCAUGGCAGCAAAAUUCCUUUAUUUUCUUUAACAGUUUGAGAGCUACCAGCCUUGCAUUUUAAUCAAUUCAGUUCAGCAUAAUGGUUCUUGUAAAAAGUAAUGAAGCAAGGAAAUCACAUAUAGGUGUGGUUACAUAAUAUACAAGGAAGUUACCACUUUUAGGUAUUUUAAUACAAUCUUUUGUAUUUUAGUAGGAAUGUCAAGUGCAAUAAACGAAAAUGAUUUUAUAAAUUUAGAUAAUGUAGAGUACUUAAAAGACACCCGUAUUUAUACAUUUUUCUAUAUAAAAUGGGAAAGUGCAAUUGAUGUGUUGUUCAUUCCAAAAUGACAUAUUUCAUCAUUCUUUUAUUACACAUUCGUUUCUUAUACAUUGCAUGGCAUGUACAUGCGUAACAUUUAAAAUUUGUUAUGUUCCCUUCCGAAAUAAAGUUAUUUAUCAAUAUUAUUUAUUAUGAUACCAAACCAUGUUACCCCAAAUUUGUUGUAAUAAUUAUAUAUACAUGUAUAUGCGUUAUGGU